Messenger RNA from Ziziphus jujuba (common jujube), 3100 nucleotides. Its product is annotated as probable receptor-like protein kinase At1g11050. Gene Ontology annotation, biological process: protein phosphorylation. NCBI's taxonomy places the organism in Eukaryota, Viridiplantae, Streptophyta, Magnoliopsida, Rosales, Rhamnaceae. The record is from RefSeq and is a predicted model, not a curated record. Bases 460 to 2505 code for a protein of 681 amino acids. The transcript is spliced from 2 exons. Gene Ontology annotation, molecular function: protein kinase activity; ATP binding.
UUUGAUGAGGAAGACAACCCAACGAGAGGGGAACUUUCUACGAUGCCUGUCCGGCUUUGGCGGGCCCCGCUCCUCCCUCCCAUAACGUGUGCUAAACCCCGCCACGACCUUUCAACGGCGAAAUCAGGCACGUAUUUAAUCUGACCCGUCAACUUCUCAUCUGUUCCGUUUCGUAGAUCGCGUGCUUAUCACCCGUGCCAACGGACUGAUCUUUUUGGUACCCCAGCAGCCACUAAGGAGGAAAUAAGAGGUUUGACCAAAGAGUAAAAUGCAAAUCCCCUAUCAACAUGUGGAUAUAUCUCCGAGACCUAAAAGAUGGAAACUUUGGCAUCAAACCCGGUAAAUACUAUGCCUCUCUCUCUGUUUUUCUCGACAAAGCCAUAAUCUUUGUGCUUCCCAAAAAGCUCAAAAACUCAAGAGGAAAAAAGAGAGAGAGAGUGUGUGUGUGUGUGUGUAGCUAUGGGGUUGAAGAAGAUUGAGCUAAUUGGAUUUGUGUUUCUCUUUCUACUUUCUUUCUCUACCCACUCUCCAACUUCUACAUCAUCAGCAGAAGCCGCCUCUGCUUCCCCUGUUCCCACAACCAGCAACAACGAUUCCACAUGUCCCAUGGAUCUUAACUACGUGCUGAGAAUCCCAUGGAACACCACCAGCUGCCGAACCUCUCAUCAGCCUCCACCAUCAUCAUCAACAACUAGAGCCUCAGCCUCCCAAAACAACACCGUUUCUGAGCCUUGUUGUCAGUCCAUCUUGUCCCUCUUUGGCAUAUCUCUUGCCCAGCACCUCAAAGAAACCUCUCUUUUCCAGCUCCCAAAUCUCUCAACCUCCAUUGCGUGCCUCAACGAUUUCCAGUCCAAGCUCUCUUCCCUCUUCCUACCUGAUGGUCUUGUCUCUUCCUGCUUUGACCCUCUUCAGUUUGUCAUCACACCCAAUAUCUGUGCCCAUAUCAGGUCCACUCAGGACUGGGUCAACGUUGUUGGGCACACCACUGAGCUUGAUUCGGCUUGCCGGCCUGACCUUACCGAGCUCACAUACUGUGACGGCUGCGUGGCGGCGGGUUUUCGGAUUCAGUCCAAGUUGAUUUCAAUUGAUGGUAAUAUUUCUCACUCCAAGGAUUGCUUUUACUUCACCAUUCUUUAUGCUGCUGGUAUUAUCAAUGAGUUUGGGCCUGAGAGCAAUGGUGCCGCUUCGUGUAUUUUGGGUUUGUCUUUGGAAUCUGAUGUGGGUUCUCCGAGUAAGAGCCAUAUGGCUCUUGUUUUCGGGUUAACCGGAGCUGGGGUUGCGGUGCUUGUUAUGUCAAGCCUGCUGGGGCUGUAUUUUUGGUAUGAUAAAAGGUGGAGGAAAGGUGAUGGAGGAAGGUCUGGCGGGCAAUAUGGUAUAGAUUUGGAGGAGUCAGGGCCUAGGCCUAGAGUGAGACCUAAUACAGGUUCAAUUUCGUUUAAAAUUCAAGAACUUGAGAAGGCCACCAAUAACUUUUCGCAGAAGAAUUUCAUAGGCAGAGGUGGGUUUGGCCUGGUUUACAAGGGGGUGUUACCUGAUGGAAGUAUGAUUGCUGUUAAGAGAGUUAUAGAGUCAGAUUUUCAAGGGGAUGCUGAGUUUUGCAAUGAGGUUGAGAUUAUUAGCAACUUGAAGCACCGGAAUCUUGUCCCGCUUAGAGGUUGUUGCGUGGUCGAUGAACAUGAUGAUCAUGAAGGGAGGGAGAGCCAGAGGUACCUUGUUUACAAUUACAUGCCUAAUGGAAAUUUGGACGACUAUCUUUUUCCUCGUUCGGAUAAGCAAGGUGGACUUACCAACAAUCCUUUGACCUGGCCUCAGAGGAAGAGCAUAAUCUUGGAUGUGGCAAAGGGGUUAGCUUAUUUGCAUUAUGGGGUGAAGCCUGCAAUAUAUCAUCGAGAUAUUAAGGGCACAAACAUACUCCUAGAUGCUGAUUUGAGAGCAAGAGUAGCAGAUUUUGGACUUGCAAAACAAAGCAGGGAUGGCCAGUCUCAUCUGACAACUAGAGUGGCAGGGACUCAUGGUUACUUAGCCCCUGAAUAUGCUCUUUACGGGCAGCUGACCGAGAAGAGUGAUGUUUAUAGCUUCGGUGUUGUUGUUUUGGAGAUUAUGUGUGGGAGGAAAGCUCUUGAUUUGUCUUCCUCUGGAUCUCCACGUGCAUUUUUGAUCACAGAUUGGGUGUGGUCAUUAGUAAAAGCUGGAAAAAUAGGACAGGCUAUAGAUGCUUCAUUGCUGAAGGAUGAGGAUUCUUUGAGUCCGAAUCCAAAGAGUAUAAUGGAGAGAUUUGUGCUCGUAGGGAUUUUAUGUGCUCAUGUAAUGGUGGCUUUAAGACCUACCAUUAUGGAUGCACUGAAAAUGUUGGAAGGAGACAUUGAGGUUCCUCCAAUUCCUGAUCGGCCAAUGCCUCUAGGGCAUCCUUCCUUUUAUGGCGACGGUAAUACUUUCAGCAUAUCACCAGCUUUGAGUGGGCCAAAAUUACAAUCUGGAGACAUGCUCAGGUUUUUGGAAGAGUGAAGCACUUCUGUGAGGAUCGAGUACUUGGAUGGAUCCAACUUUCUAUUCUUUAUUCUUUCCUUUAUCCUUUUCAUUAUAUGAUCAGGCACCAGAAGGAGUGAUAUUUUCUUUCAUAUGAGCAAAAAGUAAGGGUUAGGAAUGCAGAAUUCUUGGUAUUUUGGUAAGAAUUACACUUGCAGAAGCUGGGAAUGAUCCAUGUCCUUAUAGAAACUCUGAAACUACCAUACAUUUUCACUAAGAGAAUAACGUGUAGGAGUCGGUUUAGACUUAGGAACAAGGGAGGUCUCUACCCUGAAAAGUUGAAAACUUUUAUAUUCAAUCCCCUAAAAUAAUACAAAAAAAAGAAGAAAUGAAAAAUAUGUUGAAGGAAUUUCUCAGAAGAUCAGUGGUGGGGUAUGUAUGCGUAGUGUUAGGAGUUGGGACGUCAAUGUCAGUCAACAAAGUUGAAGUAAUAUGGUGGGAUACGAAAGCAGAUAAAAGUCUACUUUUCUCCAUAAUUUUGAGUUAUUUUCUAUUUUCGUCAGCAAAUUUUUUUCCACCAUGAUUGAUGGAGUUUAAACAAUGCCUCAAAUACAAUCCAAAAAGGAGAUUUUUA